CAAUACUGCUGGUUCUUUCAAAUUUUCUGGAAAGGUUUACGUGCCGUCCACGAAGAUUGUCACGCUUUCCUUUUAUUUUAAUUUGUUACCUUUUCCUAAGGAACCAAUUAAUUUAAUUUAUAUUUUUGUAUUAAGUAGCCCUAAAGUUUAAGCAGAAACUACAAAAAUGAGUACGAUAUUGGAGAAAAUUGCGGCUAUAGAGUCCGAGAUGGCUCGAACGCAAAAAAAUAAAGCCACUGCGUUGCAUUUGGGAUUGCUCAAGGCCCGUCUCGCUAAAUUGAGACGUGAACUGAUCACUCCCAAGGGUGGCGGCGGUGCUACCGGUGAAGGUUUCGACGUCGCUAAAACUGGUGACGCGCGUAUCGGAUUUGUGGGCUUCCCAUCAGUGGGCAAGUCUACAUUGCUGUCCAACCUUGCCGGAGUGUACUCUGAGGUGGCAGCGUACGAGUUCACCACACUCACUACUGUGCCCGGCUGUAUUAAAUACAAGGGGGCUAAGAUACAGCUGCUCGAUCUCCCCGGUAUCAUCGAAGGCGCGAAGGACGGCAAGGGUCGAGGUCGCCAGGUCAUCGCGGUCGCCCGCACCUGCAGCCUCGUGUUCAUAGUGCUGGACGUGCUGAAGCCGUUGCAGCACAAGAAACUGCUGGAACACGAGCUGGAAGGCUUCGGGCUGCGGCUGAACAAACAGCCACCGAAUAUAUACUUUAGGAAGAAAGAUAAAGGAGGGAUCAAUUUGAAUACUACGUGUCCACAAUCGGAGCUAGACAUAGAAGCAGUGAAGACCAUCCUCUCGGAGUACAAGAUCCACAAUGCUGACAUAACUCUCCGCUACGAUGCAACCAGCGACGAUUUCAUUGAUGCAAUUGAAGGCAAUAGGAUAUAUGUGCCUUGCAUCUACCUGCUGAAUAAGAUCGAUCAAAUCAGCAUAGAAGAGUUGGACGUGAUCUAUAAAAUCCCCCACUGUGUGCCUAUAUCGGCCCACCACCGGUGGAAUUUCGAUGACUUACUCGAGAAGAUGUGGGAAUACCUCAAACUCAUCAGGAUAUACACCAAGCCCAAAGGCCAGCUGCCGGAUUACAACUCGCCCGUGGUCCUGCACGCCGACAGAACGUCCGUGGAAGACUUCUGCAACAAGCUGCAUAGAUCCAUCGUGAAGGAAUUCAAAUACGCCCUAGUAUGGGGUUCAUCAGUGAAACAUCAGCCGCAAAAGGUCGGCAUCGAGCACAUACUGGCCGACGAAGACGUGGUACAAAUCGUCAAGAAAGUAUAGACAAUACCAUCAACCCACUCACAUUGUA
Cydia amplana is the source of this 1298-nucleotide messenger RNA. RefSeq names its product GTP-binding protein 128up (gene 128up). Gene Ontology annotation, molecular function: GTPase activity; GTP binding. NCBI's taxonomy places the organism in Eukaryota, Metazoa, Arthropoda, Insecta, Lepidoptera, Tortricidae. Gene Ontology annotation, biological process: cytoplasmic translation. Bases 167 to 1270 code for a protein of 367 amino acids. The record is from RefSeq and is a predicted model, not a curated record. The transcript is spliced from 8 exons. Gene Ontology annotation, cellular component: cytoplasm.